Messenger RNA from Exophiala bonariae, 1842 nucleotides. RefSeq lists its product as uncharacterized. NCBI's taxonomy places the organism in Eukaryota, Fungi, Ascomycota, Eurotiomycetes, Chaetothyriales, Herpotrichiellaceae. The transcript is spliced from 4 exons. The record is from RefSeq and is a predicted model, not a curated record. Gene Ontology annotation, molecular function: oxidoreductase activity, acting on CH-OH group of donors; flavin adenine dinucleotide binding. Bases 1 to 1842 code for a protein of 613 amino acids.
AUGACAGAGAACGUUUGUACCGUGAACGAGUUCGUUCAAAACACUUAUGACUAUAUCAUCUGCGGUGGUGGAACCGCUGGAUCAGUUCUUGCAGCUCGUUUGAGCGAGCUGCCGGACGUCACCGUCGGACUUGUUGAAGCAGGAGGGAACUCCCUCGGAGACCCCAAUGUUCUGACUCCACUGUUGUUCCCUGCACUCUUGACAACCACCCAGUACGAUUGGAUGUACACGACAAGCGCUCAGCAUGGCACUCGAGACAUGAAACAUUCUUUUCCACGAGGAAAGACCCUCGGAGGCUCGAGCGCAACCAAUUUCAUGGUCUACGUGCGAGGUCACCAAUCUGAUUACAAUGACUGGGCCGCCUUCAACGCCCCGGACUGGUCAUUUUCAAAGCUCCUACCAUUCUUCAAAAAAUCACAACAGCUCGACGCUCCUCCAGCGAAUGACGAAAAUGCGAAAGCCAUUAUUCCACUCUAUCAUGGAACUACCGGGCCCAUCCACACCAGCUUUAAUAGUUGGCGAUUUCCAAUUGAGGAUGACGUGAUUGAAGCAUUCCACACCAUCACAGGGAGAACUGCUAGGCCCAGGGACGCGUGGUCGGGAGAACAUAUAGGAAUCUUCCCUACGCUCAGCGUGAUCGAUCGCACACAAAGAAAGGGCACUAGAAGCUACAGUGGAAGCGCCUACUUGGCGCCCUCAUUGACACGGCCGAACCUGAAGGUCUUGUGUAAUGCCACUGUCUCAAAGGUCAUCCUCGACCACAAUGUGGCUAUUGGCGUUAAGGUCACCCACGAGGGGCAGGAAUACGAUAUUCGGGCUGGUAAAGAAGUCAUCGUCUCUGCUGGGGCUAUCGGAUCCCCUCAGUUGCUGGAACUCUCUGGGAUCGGUGACCCAGAUAUCCUUCAAGCAGCGGGUGUAGAGUGUUUGAUUGCGAACCCUGAAGUUGGAGCAAAUUUCCAGGACCAUGUAAUCAGCGCAAUAUGUGUCGAACUCAAUCAGGGGCAUUCCUCAAUGGAUUCGUUACCAACAUCGCCAGAAGUCCUCGAAUUCCAAAAGCAGUAUAUGGCCACCAAGGACGGUCCUCUAUCUUGCGGGCCUAGUUGCAUGGGCUUCCUACCUCUGAAGUCUCUCGUCAGCGGUGAUGAACUUCAAGAAACGAUUGAGCAGAUCAAAAACACUAAAGGCAGGACUGACUUUCACAAGAAGCAACUGGCUCAAGUGAUUGACCAGCUUCAAUCCCCGACUUCGGCAAAUGUCCAGUUCAUGCUGAUCCCUGGACGCAUGAACUUUAAAGAGGGAGUCGGAGAUCAAUCUAAGCUCUUUGGCAAGGUCCUCCCUGAAGAUCACGACAACGUCUCCAUUGCGGUAGCCCUUCAGUAUCCCGCGUCUCGUGGGUCUGUGCACAUCACUAGCUCAGACCCCUUGAAGCAGCCACAGAUUGACCCGGGGUAUCUGAGCCAUCCGGCAGACGCCAAAGCCCUUGCAGCCGGCGUCGCGUUCGCCAUGAAGUUGAGCGACUCACUGGUCGAAAAUGGAAAGGUCGCCCGGCGCACCUUGCCCAUUACCGGACACCGUGUCAGUUCCACGUCUCUCCGGGAUUUUGUCAGGGAGAAUUGUGUUGGUGAGUAUCAUGCUCAGGGUACUUGUUCCAUUUCACAAGUGGUUGACGCGCGUCUGCGGGUCAAACGCGCCGAGAGACUUCGUGUGAUUGAUGCGAGCGUCUUCCCCAAUAACCUCAGUGGGAAUAUACUGGCAAGUGUUUAUGCCGCUGCAGAAAAAGGAGCCGAGCUUGUCAAAGAGGAUAUGCGACGGGCACCGUCUGAUGUUCGUUGGCAAUUGUGA